Molecule: messenger RNA, 2431 nt
Organism: Nomascus leucogenys (northern white-cheeked gibbon)
Lineage: Eukaryota; Metazoa; Chordata; Mammalia; Primates; Hylobatidae
Gene: ZNF837
Product: zinc finger protein 837
Source: RefSeq, a predicted model, not a curated record
CGUCUCAAAAAAGCAAACCAAAAAAAAAAAAAAGACUCAACUGAGAAGUUUUGACGCGCAUACGCUCAGGCCCACUCCCAGAUCUGAUGUUACCGGUCUGACUCGCAACGCGCUCACCAGGACACUUCAGAGCUCCCUAGGUGCUUCCCAGCCCAACUCUUCCACCCGAGGGGAGCCUGCGAAAGGCAAGUCGGUUCCGGGUUGGGACCUCUUAGAAAUCAGAUUGGGAGAGGGGGGCUAUCAAUCAUAAUCAUGACCAGUCACCCGCUUUCACUAGAAGGAAUGGGCGGGACUCUACGUCCUGGUCCGGAACGCCGUUUCCUUGGCGACGACGUAGGUCCACGCCCCCGCCUUUUAGGUGUAGCCGGCCUCUGUUUCUAUGACAACCGAAACCCCUACCCCGCUUUCUCCGCAGCGUCAAAGCGGGAUAUGACGGGACUACGUUUCCCAGCAGUCCCCGCGCGGGUUCCCGCCUGCGCUUGCUGUGGCCGGGUCCCUCAGUGCCGCGGCGGCCCGGAGGUGGCGGGAGGACGGCUCCGCGCUGCAUGCGGGGCGGGGACCAGGGGACCCGUGCGGGCCGCCUCCAGAGAAUGAGGCUGCCAGCCUUGAGAGCACCACCGUUACCUGGUUGAAGAGGGGAGGGGAUGCCCAGCAUUGGCCUCUGCAGCGUGGAUCUCCUGGCCAGGCUCUCAGCUGUCAGAUCCUACAACCAGAACUCUGCGCCCCAGGAUGGAGGCUCCAGCCCAGAAGGCUGGGCAGGGAGGGACCCCCAAGGCCGAUGCCCAGGGUGCCUCUGGGGCCCGGGAGAAGAGGCCCGAGGAGCCGAGGCUCCUCGAAGAGGACCGAGCUGGGAGCCGCCCCACUCAAAAGGGGGACCUGCGUGGAGCGGCGGGCGGUAGGACGACUCCCCCAGGCGGGGGCUGCAGCCUCGGGGUGAGCCCCGGCCCGGGGACCCGGCACAGCGCCGGGACCAGACCCCUCGUGCGGGAGCCGUGCGGCUCCACCUCUUCUCAGGACCCUGAGCUAGUUAUCCCCGAGGGGCUGCAGGCCCGGGAGGGCCCCUGUAGGAGCCCGGCGCGUGGCGGGGACUGCAGCAGGAACUCCUGCCUGGCGCGGCAUCGCGGGGCGCCCGCUGGGGAGACGCCACCCGUGUGUGAACCCUGUCCAGAGCGGCUCCGGAACCGCCCCCGGACUCAACUGUGUGAGGUCCACACGGACUGUUGGCCGUGCCAACCGGGGACUGGCGCUCCGACCCGCCCGAGGACCCCAAAGCCGACCUCCCGCGGGAGGAGCCCCCUGGUGGAGCAGCCCCGGGCUUGCGCGUGCGGCGAGGCCUUUGCGUGGAGGGCCCUGCGGAUCCCCCAGGAGAGGCUGCAGGCGACGGAGGAGCCCCGUCCGUGUGCCCGGUGCGGGAAGCGCUUCCGCCCCAACCAGCAGCAGCAGACGGGCAAGGGCCCCCCAGUGUGUCCUGAAUGCGGCCAAACCUCGCGACCUCGCCCGAUUGUCCCCGAUCCUCCGGCCCAGCGACUGUACGCUUGCGACGAGUGCGGCAAGGCCUUCACGCGCACCUCCAGCCUGCUGCAGCACCAGCGUAUCCACACGGGCGAGCGGCCCUACGAGUGCGCCGAGUGCGGCAAGGCCUUCGUGCGCUGCUCCGGCCUGUACCGCCACCAGAAGACGCACUCGGACGAGCGCCACCGGCGCGGCCCCGUCCUGGCCCGGCGCGCCUUCCGUCUAGGGUGCCCGCCCUGCGGGGACUGCAGCGAGCGGAGUCCCCGACGGGGGUCGGGAACUGGGGAGAAGCCGUACGAGUGCGCCGACUGCGCCAAGGCCUUCGGGCUGUUCUCGCACCUCGUGGAGCACCGGCGCGUGCACACCGGCGAGAAGCCCUACGCGUGCCCCGAGUGCGGCAAGGCCUUCAACCAGCGCUCGAACCUGAGCCGGCACCAGCGCACGCACAGCAGCGCCAAGCCCUACGCGUGCCCACUGUGCGAAAAGGCCUUCAAGGGCCGCUCGGGCCUGGUGCAACACCAGCGCGCGCACACCGGCGAGCGGCCCUAUGGCUGCCCCGAGUGCGGCAAGACCUUCCGCGGCUGCUCCGAGCUGCGCCAGCACGAGCGCCUGCACUCGGGCGAGAAGCCCUACAUCUGCCGCGACUGCGGCAAGGCUUUCGUGCGCAACUGCAGCCUGGUGCGCCACCUGCGCACGCACACGGGCGAGCGGCCCUACGCGUGCGGGGAGUGCGGCCGCGCCUUCAGCCAACGCUCCAACCUCAACGAGCACCAGAAGCGGCACGCGGGCCGCGCCGCGCUUUGACUGCAGGGAGUCAACAGUCGACGCGUCGCCCAAGCGAACCCUGCGUCGAGGAGGGGCCUUUGUCCCGGAAAACCCACCAACGUUUGUAACCUUGAUUAAACUUCACUUUGUACAC